This is a messenger RNA of Larimichthys crocea (large yellow croaker), 3337 nucleotides long. It is a transcript of the gene cdh17, whose product is annotated as cadherin 17, LI cadherin (liver-intestine). The transcript has 19 exons. Gene Ontology annotation, cellular component: adherens junction; plasma membrane; catenin complex. NCBI's taxonomy places the organism in Eukaryota, Metazoa, Chordata, Actinopteri, Sciaenidae. Gene Ontology annotation, molecular function: beta-catenin binding; cadherin binding; calcium ion binding. Bases 73 to 2676 code for a protein of 867 amino acids. The record is from RefSeq and is a predicted model, not a curated record. Gene Ontology annotation, biological process: homophilic cell-cell adhesion; calcium-dependent cell-cell adhesion; multicellular organism development.
AGGCAUGAUGGGACUGCUCAGUUCACUCUGAAAUCUGAGGACUCACUUGAUCUCUCCGGCAAGGCUACGAUCAUGACACCCAUGGUUCAUCUGUUGUUGCUCCCACUCCUGAUCAGCAUUGCUGCUGGGAAGGAUCUAGAGGAGAAGAAGGGCCCGUUUGAGAACACACAGCUGGAUGUGCCAGAGGGAACAGCAGUGCCAUAUCCUGUGCAUCAGUUUCAGGUGACCCAUCCAGGUGUUAAUGGUUUCAGGGUGAGCGGAGAAGGUCGUGAAGACAUCAAGAUUUCAAAUGAUGGGUGGCUGUACCUGGAGAGGUCUCUGGACUGGUCUCAAGACAACCAUUACGCACUCUCUGUGGAGGCGUUGGUAGAUGAUGAGGUUGUGGAAGGCCCAAUUUCCGUGACCAUACAUGUGUUGGAUGUCAACAACAACGCUCCAACCUUCGACCAGAAUAUCUACACAGCUGUGGUCAGAGAACACAGUCCAGCAGGUGCCCCAUUUAUCCACGUGUCUGCAUCUGAUCGGGAUGACCCACAGACCCCCAAUGCUCAUCUGAGUUACAGCCUGGUCAGCCAGAUCCCCAACAAAAACAAUGUCCUGCUGUUCCAGAUCAACUCUGAGACUGGAGAGAUCUCCACCACAGAGGAAGGGAGACAGAUGCUGAAGGCCAGAGAAGGCAUCCAUUAUGGCAAAGGAGAAGAUCGGAGCAUUGACGCUCUGAAGACAAAGUUUAACGACUACUGUCCAGUGCAGAAUAUCCCCUAUGAAGAAAACCCCUUCUUCACCUGUGUGGAGAGAGCAGAACUGAGGAGGAGGAAUGUGGACCCCCUGGAGGACCCAGACUACACCCUGAUUGUACGUGUGCAGGACAUGGGAGGCGUGUCAGAGACCGCGUUGAGUGGAAACGCCAGAGUACAGAUUGUCGUGCAGCAGAACCUGUGGGUCAAUCCUGGACCGAUAAUUGUGCAAGAAAACUUACGUGAAACGUACCCAGUGGUCAUUGCAAAGGUCCAGUCAAAUGACCCUGACGCCAUUUACACGUUAGUGCAGAAAGAGCGAGAGCUGAAAUUCCCCUUCCAGAUCACAGAAGACGGAGAAAUCCAUCUGACAGAGGAGCUCGACAGAGAAGACAAACCCAUGUACAUCCUGGUGGUGUUGGCAAAGGAUAACAUUGGCAGAGAUGUGGACCCACCCAUGGAGAUUCAAGUGUUGGUAGAGGAUGUGAAUGACAACGCACCAAUAUGUCAAGAAGAGGAGAGUGUAUUCGAGUUGCAGGAGGGUGAACCUGUAGGCAGCCUGGUAGGACAGGUGAUGGCCCAUGACGCCGAUGACGAAGGGACACUGAACUCUCAGCUGACUUACUCCUUCCAGGAUCCAGACUCUGUAGCCAAUGUCUUCUCCAUUGAAGCUGCUUCUGGAAGAAUUCAGGCUUUGCGCUCACUGCAGCGAAGAGAAAAGCAAAUGUAUAACUUCAAUGUCAUAGUCAGCGACCCAGUUUUCACCACAGAGUGUAAGGUCGUCAUCAAGGUCAUCGACGUCAACAAUGAGUUGCCUCUGUUUGCAAAGAGCGAGUAUGGCGAUGUCAGUCUAGCAGAGGACACUCCUUUAGGACACACAGUGCUGACGAUCAAAGCAACAGACGCUGAUGAUCCAGACAGUGGCAGCUCCCGUAUCGAGUUCCACAUCACUGCUGGUAACGAUGAUGGUGUUUUCACUGUGGAAACCGAUGGCAAAGGCACUGGCCAUGUGGUCAUAGCUAAGCCCCUAGACUUUGAAUCCUCUUCCAACUACAAGCUCCAGAUUGAUGCUCGUAACCCAGAGCCGCUCAUGAAAGGUCUGGAGUAUGGCAGUGAAUCCUCGGCCUUCGUCUCUGUGUCUCUCACCGACAUAGACGAGGCUCCAGAGUUCAGUGUGGACAUCAUGGAAGUGACUGUGCCUGAAAACACCACAAAGGGAUCGGUGCUGCUCACUAUGGAGGCGAAGGAUCCAGAGGGCAAAGAGAUUGGUUAUAAGUUGGACGGUGACACUCAGGGCUGGCUGGAGAUCGAUGCUGCCACAGGAGAGAUCAAGACCAAAGAGAAGCUGGACAGAGAAACCGUGGAGGCUUUCAAAGUCACUGUCACUGCAUUUGAGAAGGAGAACCCAGAAAAGUCUUCCGAGCGUGAAGUGACUGUGAGGCUGCUGGAUGUGAAUGAUAACUUCCCAGUACUGAUAGAGAAACAGGCCUUCAUCUGUGUGAAGAAACCCGAACCUGUCAUCAUCAAGGCUCAAGAUGCAGAUAGCGAACCCUUCUCCCAGCCUUUCACCUUCUCCAUGGGUAACAAGAAAUCUUCCAACUGGGACCUGCAGAGUAUCGACGCUACAUCAGCUAAACUGAUCCUGAAGAGAAAGCCAACGGAAGAUCGAACCUUCUCACUCGCAAUUACCGUUAAAGACAAUGCAGGGGUGGGAACCCAACACUCGUUUGAAGUGAGAGUAUGUAACUGCACAGAGCUGGGCUACUGCUACAUGGAACCAGAAGCAAAAGGUUUUAGUUUUGGAAUGGGGCCCACCAUUGGGAUCCUGGCUGGUACUCUGGGAUUCUGCGCUAUUGUGUUCAUCGUAGUGAUCAAACGUGUUAAAAAAGGAGAUAAGAAGAAAGUCCAGAGUGACGAGGAAGAGAGGAACAUGAUGUAAAAAUGACAUGCACACAUAUUUGUACUUCUAUACAUGUGAGAAUCCUCACUGAUAUUGUUUUUUUUUUCAUAUUUGGCCCCAAACAACAUAAAAAUUAGAUUUCUAGACUAACUAGCUCCCUUUUUCUGUCAAUCUAAGUGCAUUUUCAUCUAAAAUAAAGUAAUAAAUGAAAUAAAUUAAUAAACAAACCAGACCAAGGCUUUCCAACAAUCUCUCUCUCUCUCUAAAUUAACUCUAAGGUAGAUGUACACACACACCCAGUUACAUUUACUUUAGUUUAUUGUAUUUACAAGAAAGAGUUGAGCUUGAUUAUUAAGUGUAGCGAAUACUUAAUUAUACUGUGAGGUGGCCCCAUGCUAAUGGGGCAUUUGUAAAGCUUGUUAACAUAAUUUAUUUCAAUUUCACCCCCCAGAAUCAGGUCGUUUCAUUAGCAGCUUCAUCAUCUUACAUAAUUCAAUUAGUCUUUUUCUUGGUCAUGAGCUUGUUUUGUCAUUAUCCUCUUCUUGAAUUCAGUAGUUAACUAUUGAAUGCUGUGGAACAGCUGUGAAUAUCUUUAAUAUUAAGAAACAUCUUAAAUAUACAGCGUAACGUCAAUGUUGUGUAAUUAAAUACUGUUUUGUAAGAAGCUCAGCUCUGUUUCCCAAUAAACAAAGAAACUGGA